AUGGGUGCUCUUCUAUCACUGCCGCUUUUAGCGGUGCCUAGCAUGGGCACGCUUAUCACCCUUGGAGGCUCAUGCUGCGGAGCUGCGACUUGCUCUGCUGUCUGCAGCGCAUGUGGAAAGUUCCAAAACAGCAUGGCGACUCGAAUCGCAUAUGCCUUUAUCCUCCUAGUCAACUCCAUCGUCUCUUGGAUCAUGCUUACACCAUGGGCAAUGAAGAAAUUGCAAGGUCUGACUCUCGAUUAUAUGGAAAUUCAAUGCGACGGGAAGGAGUGCUAUGGUUGGGUCGCAGUUCAUCGCAUCAACUUCGGUCUCGCUCUAUUCCACUUGAUUCUUGCCCUCUUGCUCCUCGGUGUCAAAACAUCCCGCGACAGCCGCGCCGCGCUUCAAAAUGGCUUCUGGGGUCCCAAAAUUAUCGUUUGGAUGGCCUUCGUCGUCAUGUCCUUCUUCAUCCCAGAACCCUUCUUCUUCGUCUACGGCAACUAUAUCGCUUUCUUCUGCGCUAUGCUAUUCUUGCUUCUGGGUCUGAUCCUGUUGGUGGACCUGGCUCAUUCCUGGGCGGAACUUUGCCUUCGGAAGAUCGAGGAUAGCGACUCGCGCCUCUGGCGGGGUCUGCUUAUCGGAUCGACCCUCGGCAUGUACAUCGCUUCCCUCGUCAUGACGAUCUUGAUGUACAUCUUCUUCGCCCGCAGUGGAUGCUCUAUGAACCAGGUCGCUAUAUCGGUCAACUUGAUCGUUUUCCUGAUCAUCUCAUUCAUCUCGGUUCAGCCGGCCGUGCAAGAAUCAAACCCGCGCGCCGGGUUGGCGCAAGCUGCUAUGGUUACCGUUUACUGCACUUACCUUACUCUUUCCGCCGUCUCCAUGGAGCCGGAUACCCACAGUUGCAAUCCCUUAGUCCGCUCCAGUGGCGCCCGCACCAUCACAAUCGUUUUGGGCGCUAUUGUCACCAUGGCCACCAUUGCCUAUACCACUACGCGCGCGGCUACCCAGGGUAUCGCUCUGGGAUCCAAGGGCGGCCACGGCUACAGCGAGCUGGCCAUCGGGGAGAUGCGCGCCGAAGCUCUUCGAGCCGCAGUGGAGAGCGGUAGUUUGCCGGCCAGUGCUUUGGAUGAGAGCGACGACGAGGAUGAAUUUGAGACCAGCAGCAAGGAUGACGAGCGUGGCUCAACCCAGUACAACUAUUCUCUAUUCCAUAUCAUCUUCUUCCUGGCCACGACUUGGGUGGCUACCUUGUUGUCGCAAGGACUGCAGGUUGACACCGAGAUGGGUGACUUUGCCCCAGUAGGCCGCACCUACUGGGCCAGCUGGGUGAAGAUUGUUAGCUCUUGGGUCUGCUACGCGAUUUACUUGUGGACCUUGGUGGCGCCCGUUGUGUUGCCUGAUCGCUUUGCUGCAUGA
Messenger RNA from Penicillium waksmanii, 1395 nucleotides. RefSeq names its product serine incorporator domain-containing protein. The coding region runs from base 1 to 1395 and encodes 464 amino acids. Lineage: Eukaryota; Fungi; Ascomycota; Eurotiomycetes; Eurotiales; Aspergillaceae. The record is from RefSeq and is a predicted model, not a curated record. The transcript is spliced from 4 exons. Gene Ontology annotation, cellular component: membrane.